CGCGCAUGCAAUCUUCUAUCCAGGCAGCAGGAGUGAGCUGCACAGCAUCCCGGCCCUGAGCCCCCGGAGACCCCCAGCCCCACACACAGCGCACAGGAGGCAGAGGAGAUGACUGCCGACGUGGUAUUACACGGUCGAUCCGGAGUAUGGGAGCCUGAGGCCGGCUUACAGGAGUGAUCGGUGUCUCGGCUACACACAGGCCGGCCGGAGCCCGCAUCUGUACUUGGCAAUCACUUUCUCGCCGGCGACACGUAUCUCUUACUGCCCCCAGUGCCGCUGUGCCGCCCCCCGCAGGUAUGUGGGGGAGGAUGCUCUCCGAUUACGGAUCCGGAUUCAGCAGUUUCACCCCAGGCACUGAUUUCCCUUCAUCUGGGUGGCUUGCAAGCUCACUGUGGCAUUCUUCAGUUGCCCCUUCCAGUGGCAGGAGCAGCCACACACGGAGACACAGCAUUACAUCUGACAGUGGCGAUACCGGUAUAGGAACCUCCUGUUCCGACAGCCUGGAAGACCAUUCAACGUCAAGUGCUACAUCUACAUUAAAACCAGUGCAUCCACUGGUCUGCUUGCCUACUGCACAUGUCAUGCCCUCCACGCCAAGAUCGUCCCUGCCCAGGCACAGAGAGGACAGACUCGACACCUCUUGUUGGGAUAACAGCUACCCUUUGCCUGGUACUGGAAGAACCUAUGGCCAUUUGGAAAACCCGCUUGACAUGAAGGACUCCAGGCCUAUGAAGAAAUGGUCAUCUCUCUCUAAACUGAGUACAGCGGAGGCUUUUGGUCAGGAUGGCAAAGUUGAGAAAGCAGGGACACGGCAUAGCCUCGAACGUACAGGCAGAGACGGCUCACUUUCUCAGCAGUUGCGAGCUCACGGGCCAGUUUGUCUGCACUAUAGUAUGGAGGCUCUGAAAAUGGAUGAUAAAGACCUAGAUAAAAAAGAGCUUGCAGGCAUAGACCUAAAAUAUAAGUUUGAUAGCUGCAGCAGCAAUGACCUCACUACAUCUACUACACCAAGUAGGAGGCAUACUUUGGAUUUGACCUAUAGUGCCUUGCCAGAAAGUAAGCCCUCCCCUACUGGUAAUGACAAUUAUGUGCAAAAAUACAGCCACUUUGGUUACCAGGCUGGUGCCCCACUCCAGUCCUCUUUAAGAACUCAGAUGUGGCUUACAGAUCAGCUCCAUGCAAAUAUUCAAGAGCGACGAACUCCAGAGGAAACGUGUGGUGUGUUUGCUUGGCAUCCACUUGAGCAUCUUCGUCAAGAUGCAGAGCAUUUGCAGACUGGGUCAAACUCCUCUCGAUCACCAUAUUCUGCAGUCCCCGCAGGCCAGGAUGUCUCUAAGUGGGAAUCCCUGUUGAAAAUCAAAGAAAGUUUAUUGCGACAGAAAGAGAUUGUAAUUGAAAGGCAGAGGCAGCAGAUCUGCCACCUUCAAGCCAUCAGGGGCAGCGAGCCGAGCACUUACCAGCCUGGCACCAGUCCUGGUAUGAAUGGAGACGAUGGCUACAUCCAUGGGAUGACGGGUUCUACAUGCAAACAAUUACAGAACUCGAAUCUGGACAUUUCGAAUCUCCUCCUUCGAGACAGGAGUGAACUUGAUAGAAAACAUUCUACUGCCGAAGUAGGAGCUACACAGCUCAGCGAGGUCCCAAAACAGAGCACAAGCAAAUCCAGCGAUGACUUAAAAAAGUUGGAGGAGAAGAUAAAAACAAGAGACAAAUAUAUUAACAGCCUAAGGAAAAAAUGUCAAAAAGAAAAUGAACUAAACCGGGAGAAACAAAGGCGAAUUGAAACUCUGGAGAAAUAUGUGGCUGACCUGCCUACACUUGAUGAUGUGCAGAGACAGGGAGAUAGGUUGCAGUUAUUAGAAGAGGAAAACAAACAGCUAAAGGAAAAGAUGAAGUGUCUGGAAAAACUCGCCAAUGACUCCAGAAUGCAGUGUCGGGAAAGAGAAACUCAGAUUGAGUCCCAAAAACAGAGGGAAAAAGAGCUGGUCUCCACCGUACAGAGUUUACAGCAGAAAGUUCAAAAAUGCUUAGAGGAUGGUGUGCGGCUCCCAAUGCUGGACACAAAGCAACUCCAGUCUGAGAACGAUCGUCUCAGAGAGCAGGCCGAGCGUGCCAACAAGAUCAUAGACAAUCAGCAAAUUCAAAUUGACAAUAUGACAGCAGAAAUUCAGACACUAAGAGAUAAGCUGUUCCAGGAGAGAUCGUGUGUUCUUGAACUUGAGAAAAAGGUUGCAGAGCAAGCAGAAUGCACACAAAAGCUGCACACACUUUAUCUGGAAAACCAAAUGCUAAAGGAAGAAAAUAGCUCCAUGAGUAAGCAGCUGGAAGAGUUACUCGUGUCCAGGCAGCCAUUGUCAGAGAAGAUGCCAGUGGCAGAGCAGCUGUUUAAGGAGAUGUCCUACUGUCUGUUUGACUUGAAAGCACUCUGCAGUAUUCUUAAUCAGCGAGUACAGGGCAAGGAGCCCAAUCUUUCCCUGCUCCUCGGCAUUCAUUCUGUGAGCUCCUUUUCGGAGAAUCAUGAAGCUAGCAACCACAGCACAGAGAGCCUCAGCGAGAAGCUGUCAGACGCACGUCAGUUACGGAGAGACAUUGAUGAGCUGAGGACUGCUCUGUCAGACUGCUAUGCUCAGGAUAUGGGGGAGAACUGUAUUACCCAGUGAUUGGCUGGGACCUGGCACCUUCACAUUAAAUAGCUCUGCAUAGCA
This is a messenger RNA of Pseudophryne corroboree (corroboree frog), 2705 nucleotides long. It is a transcript of the gene CEP85L, whose product is annotated as centrosomal protein 85 like. Bases 297 to 2660 code for a protein of 787 amino acids. The transcript is spliced from 13 exons. The record is from RefSeq and is a predicted model, not a curated record. NCBI's taxonomy places the organism in Eukaryota, Metazoa, Chordata, Amphibia, Anura, Myobatrachidae. Gene Ontology annotation, cellular component: centrosome.